AUGUUAGUCACAGUUGAUGCAUGCUUGCGUCAGAGUAGUAUAAAUCUGGUGAGGCAAUAUAUGAAAAAUGAAGAAAUAAGAUGCAACGGCAAUAAGUAUAGUACAGAAGACAUAUUUGAAACAGUUAUUAAAGCAAUUCGUAAUGCUAUUCAACGCCGUGUUGGUGCAUCACAGAAUUGUAAUGGCGUGCUCACUUUUGAGGAUAUUUUUAGAGAUGGAAAGGGCUCGAUUUCUAUUCAGGACCCACCCACACAGGCUCAGGAAAAUAUAAUUUUGAGCUUAAUUAAGGUUAUUUUUCACUCGACUUCUACAGACCCACAAUUCUUUUUAAAAAUAUCCACACAUGACAACAUGAUUCUUAGUCUAUUUGUAAAGGUUGUAUAUCUUAACAAACAUGAUGAGCUAGACGACUUAAAGUUAGAUAACGUGGGAUUACAUGAGAUAAACCAUAUGGUAAACCAAAUAUUAACCAAUCAAGUAUUGAAACACACUCAACCAAUAGAUAAAGUGAACGAUAAUGAUAGAUUCGAAAUUUAUUUCUAUAUUUUAGCGGCUGAGAAUCAUAAUGAGCAAGAAAAAUUGCUCACAACGGAAUUCGAUAAAUUUAGUAUCGUAGAUUCCUAUUCUAACGAUGACGAAUCAACCUAUAAUGAAUUUUCCUUAGAUCAAAAUUCUUCUUAUGAAAAAAAUGCUCGACAAACUCAAUCCAUCGCGCAUAAAGUUAUUCUACCUUGCCCAGAACUAGAAGGUGUUUGGGAGAAUUUAUAUUAUAACAAAGAUAUCAAAAUAAAGUUAUUGAAUUACUCUACUGCAUCACUCAGAUUAGCCUGGUAUCUUGAGACCACCUCAUCAAGUACUGAUGUUGUUAAUGAGAUGAUAAGUGCCAACAAUAAAAUGAUACUACUUCAUGGUCCUCCGGGUACGGGAAAAACUACCCUGUGUAAGGCGUUAUGUAACAAACUUGCUAUUCGAAUGGCUAAAACAAAGAACUGUGUUGUUAUAGACCAAGGAUCAUUACUGUACGAGUUAUCUUGUAGUCGUGUGUUUUCACGUUGGUUUGGGGAGUCCUCUAAAAAUAUAACGCAGCUUUUCCGAGACAUCGAGGCUGAUAUAAUAACGGCUAACAAACAUAAUAAUUUUGUGUUUCUUUUAAUUGAUGAAGUAGAAACAAUCGCAACUUCAAGGAUCAAUUUAUCCAAUAAAAACGAAGCUUCUGAUUCUGUAAGGGUAGUUAACAGUUUAUUGACACAUCUGGAUAAACUUAAACGCUACCCCAAUUUUUUAGUCUUGGCCACUUCCAACUUACUCGAGACUCUUGACACUGCCUUUGUAGACAGGGCUGAUGGAGUUUUUUUCAUAGGAAAUCCAACAUCAAAGGAGCUAAAAUAUAUGAUAAAUUCCUCAAUUGAUAAGUUAAUAAAAACAGGAGUUAUAGUGGAUCAAGAUUCCUACAAUUUGAGAAAAUACGAUGAUGUUUUACAAUUAUUGGCAACUUUUUGUGAAGUAUGUAUAAAGAAGACAACACAUCCCACCUACCUGAGCAAUUAUUGUUGUUCAUAUAUCUGA
Molecule: messenger RNA, 1566 nt
Organism: Nakaseomyces glabratus
Lineage: Eukaryota; Fungi; Ascomycota; Saccharomycetes; Saccharomycetales; Saccharomycetaceae
Gene: PCH2
Product: Pch2p
Biological process (GO): reciprocal meiotic recombination; meiotic recombination checkpoint signaling
Cellular component (GO): nucleus; chromosome
Molecular function (GO): ATP hydrolysis activity; ATP binding
Source: RefSeq, a predicted model, not a curated record